AAGAAGCGUUUGUAGAAUUCUAACCCAUUUUAAUGAAGGCUUUGAAAGCGGGGAAUUCCCCCAAAAUCUGUUUGUAACAAAUCAAUCAGAGCCCGGCACCCUUUGUAAGAAGAAAGAAUGCGCACGAAGUACUUUUAUCUAAACCUCGUUUCUAUGCGGAUCAUAUGUCAAGAGCUAACUUUGAUCCUGUUUGCAAAUAUGCGUGCCAUAUGAAUCAUCAAUAUACUCGAUGCCGGAAAUUCUCUCUCACGGAAUGUCUUCGUUCAUAAAUGGUUGGAACGGUGGGGAAAAUGUCCGCUUCUCUUAACGACGCGUCGUGGUAUCACGGUCGAAUAACACGGGAUCAAGCGAUCGAUAUCUUACUUCAUCGUGGCAGACAAGAGGGACUUUUCCUUGUUAGAAAUAAGGCUGGUGGGUCCGAGGACAACUUUGUUUUGUCGCUAUGGCAUGGGAAUCAAGCGCUUCAUUUUCAAAUACAGUGUCGCGGAGGGAUCAAUUAUUCCAUAGACGAUGGUCCGAUUUUUGAAGGGUUAGAUUCUCUAAUCGAAUACUACCGAGAUCAAGCGGACGGUUUACCGAUGAGACUAACGCAGUUUUGUCAGGGGAAUCCGCCCCCUCGUUCAUGUAGAAAACAUGGAGUGACAACUCCACUUCAUCUCGCUUGUGCGGAGGGUAAUUUCAAACUUGUGUCGGGUUUACUUACUGGUCAGAAUCAAUCGGACAUUACUACAAGAGAUGAACAUGGUGUAACGCCACUUCACGAAGCAGCGCUUCGGGGAGAUGAAGAUAUUGUCUCGAUCUUGCUAAAGCAUGGUGCUGAUACCAAGAGUAAAGACGACGAGGGAAACACGCCGCUACAGGUGGCUUGUCAUGGAGGAUUUGCCACAGUUUGCUCUACGCUCAUAAGAGACGGUAAAGCUGAUGUUCAGGACCGCUCUCCUAUUACUGGCUUUGUGGCACUUCAUAUAGCAGCCUUAAAAGGUUUUGAUGAUUGCCUAAAAGUUCUUUUGGAGCUGGGAGCUCCACUUCACCCUCGAUCACUAGAAGGAGACACGCCUAGAGACCUUGCAAUAAAAUAUGGCCACACGCAUAUUGCAGAAAUUAUUGAUAAUUAUCCAGUGCAGUCUCCAAAGACUUUGCCGAGGAUGUGGUUACAUGAAAAUUUAGGCCGACAGGAAGCCAUUGCCCUCUUCAAAAAAUUUGGAUUGGUUGAUGGGUUGUUUCUGGUGCGGCUUAGUACACGUGACCAUGGAUAUUAUGUUCUCUCAGUUGCUGUUAACACCCAGAUUUACCAUUAUCAAAUAAGAAGUAGGUCUGACAGGUGGUUCUACAUUGAUGAUGGCCCACUUUUUGAAACUCUGCCGCAUGUUAUUGACCACUACAGUAGAUGCGCAGAUGGACUUCCUGUCCUUCUUAAGAUGGCUCUGCCUCCAGAUGGAAACCCACCAAUUGAUAUUCAAAAGAUACCAAUACCGCCUGUAAGGAAGCGCUCCCAUUUAACACCCGCUGUUAGCUCCCCUGCACUGAACACCACAAGUGGUAGAACCAUACCUGGAAGGAAUCCCCUCCAAAGGGCUGGGUCAGCUGAAACCCUGGAUGUUGACCACAGUUCUCAAAGGAGGCCCGCUAUAAAAUUACAGAGAUCCAUAAGUGAUGCCAACAGUAAUCCACUGGGCAACCAUGAUGGAGAAAAUUCAAGUAAAACAGAGGGUAGACCCCUUCUACCUCUUCCGACAAAGCCUCCACCCCGAGGGAUACGACGACCUCCCCCACCCCUACCUCAGAAUUCCAAUCCCAUAAGUCCAGCCAAACCAAGGGUACCUGUUCCUUAUAGUUCCACAAAAGUGGUAACCUCGCAAGGUCCCAUGCAGUCCACAUUGAUCAUGAAACAGUCCAUGGAACUUGGAGCCGAGCUUGGCCAGGGAGAGUUUGGUUCUGUUUUGAAAGGCAUAUGGACAGAUCCUAAAGGAAACAAGGUCCCAGUGGCAUUGAAAACGUUACAUCCAGAAAAAAUUGCCCAUGGGGAGCAGGAGUUUUUACGCGAGGCUCGAAUUAUGUCAGGAUUGGAUCACCCUUGCAUUGUGAGACUUAUCGGAGUUUGUCUCGGACCUCCGCUGAUCUUGGUACAAGAGUUAGUGCAAAUGGGCGCGUUACUAGACUUCUUAAUCGAUCACCAAUCAGAAAUUUCCCAAAGGGACCUUAAACUAUGGGCCGCUCAGAUAGCGUGGGGUAUGAUGUACCUGGAGAAAAAGCGCUUCGUUCAUAGGGACCUGGCAACAAGGAACAUUCUCAUGUCUACCAAACAACAGGUAAAAAUUAGUGAUUUCGGUCUGUCUCGUGCUACUGGAUCGGGAAGCGACUACUACAAAGCCUCACAAGGUGGCCGCUGGCCAGUUAAAUGGUAUGCUCCUGAAUCUAUUAACUUCGGAACGUUCUCACAUCAGAGUGACGUCUGGAGCUAUGGUGUGACACUGUGGGAAAUGUACUCGUUUGGUCAGUUCCCAUACGGAGAGACGUCAGGCGGCGAGGUGA
Stylophora pistillata is the source of this 2532-nucleotide messenger RNA. RefSeq names its product tyrosine-protein kinase HTK16. Gene Ontology annotation, biological process: protein phosphorylation. Gene Ontology annotation, molecular function: ATP binding; protein tyrosine kinase activity; protein binding. NCBI's taxonomy places the organism in Eukaryota, Metazoa, Cnidaria, Anthozoa, Scleractinia, Pocilloporidae. The record is from RefSeq and is a predicted model, not a curated record.